This is a messenger RNA of Cylas formicarius (sweet potato weevil), 4269 nucleotides long. RefSeq names its product cytoplasmic FMR1-interacting protein (gene Sra-1). The record is from RefSeq and is a predicted model, not a curated record. Gene Ontology annotation, cellular component: synapse; neuron projection; SCAR complex. Gene Ontology annotation, molecular function: RNA 7-methylguanosine cap binding; small GTPase binding. Gene Ontology annotation, biological process: axon guidance; regulation of actin filament polymerization; cell morphogenesis. The transcript has 17 exons. Bases 186 to 4052 code for a protein of 1288 amino acids. NCBI's taxonomy places the organism in Eukaryota, Metazoa, Arthropoda, Insecta, Coleoptera, Brentidae.
UACUUGGGAUGUACUUGGUGUAUGAGCAAUGCCGCGCCUUACUUGUUUUUAAGUUUGCUAGUUUGACUAUAACUAUUAUUUGGACUUGAAUCAGCAAUAAUCGCAUAAGCCAUGCUAACUAAUGUUCCAGCAAUAAGAAAGUUUAAUUAAAGCAAAUAUUCCAAGAGGAAGUAAUCAUUUAAAAAAUGGCUGGAACUGAUAGGGUUUCUAUGAAUGAUGCCUUAUCUAAUGUAGAAGUUCUAGAUGAAUUACCUUUACCGGAUGAACAACCUUGCAUUGAAGCUCAGCCGUGUUCUGUAGUGUAUCAAGCCAAUUUUGAUACAAAUUUUGAAGAUAGAAAUGGGUUUGUAACUGGUAUUGCCAAAUACAUAGAAGAAGCCACUGUUCAUGCUAGUUUGAAUGAGCUUCUGGAUGAAGGACUUGAACAUGCCGUGAUGCUCUAUACUUGGAGGUGUUGUUCUCGUGCAAUACCACAGCCAAAAUCAAAUGAACAACCGAACCGGGUGGAAAUAUAUGAAAAAACAGUUGAAGUUUUGGCCCCGGAAGUUAACAAAUUGCUAAAUUUUAUGUACUUCCAGAGGAAAGCCAUUGAGAGAUUUUCUCAGGAAGUUAAAAGAUUGUGUCAUGCUGAAAAGAGAAAAGACUUUGUCUCUGAGGCUUAUCUCCUAACAUUAGGAAAAUUUAUUAACAUGUUUGCAGUCUUAGAUGAAUUAAAAAACAUGAAAUCUAGUGUUAAAAAUGAUUACUCCACUUAUAGAAGGGCUGCACAAUUUUUGAAAGUAAUGUCUGAUUCUCAAACUUUGCAAGAGUCACAAAAUUUAUCUAUGUUCUUAGCUACACAAAAUAAAAUUCGUGAUACAGUUAAAGAGAAUCUAGAGAAAAUUACAGGCUAUGAAGAAUUAUUAGCAGAUGUAGUAAACAUUUGUGUGCAUAUGUUUGAGACCAAAAUGUACUUGACUCCUAGCGAAAAACAUAUGCUAGUAAAAGUUAUGGGUUUUGGUCUGUUUUUAAUGGAUAGUGAAUUGUGCAAUAUUAACAAAUUGGAUCAGAAAAAGAAGCUAAGGCUGGAUAGGAUUGAUAGAAUAUUUAAGAACUUGGAAGUAGUGCCAUUGUUUGGGGAUAUGCAAAUUGCUCCUUUUAAUUACAUAAAACGCAGUAAACAUUUUGACUCAAGUAAAUGGCCUUUAUCAAGCAGUCAAACACCAUCCCCUCAAGCUGAUCUUAUGGUUCAUUUACCUCAAAUCCGUGAGGAUCAUGUGAAAUACAUCAGUGAAUUAGCACGCUAUAGCAAUGAAGUUACAACUACAUAUAAAGAAUGUGGCAGUGAUACUGAAAAUAAAGAAACUGCUGAUUUGGCUUUGCGGGGCCUUCAGCUCCUUUCUGAAUGGACAAGUGUUGUAACAGAACUUUAUUCUUGGAAACUUUUGCAUCCCACCGAUCAUCAUCAGAAUAAGGAGUGCCCUAAAGAAGCUGAGGAGUAUGAAAGGGCAACUAGAUAUAAUUACAGUGAUGAAGAGAAAUUUGCCCUUAUUGAAGUUAUAGCAAUGAUUAAGGGUCUCCAAGUGUUAAUGGCUAGAAUGGAAACUGUCUUUACAGAUGCUAUUAGAAGGAAUAUUUACGCAGAGUUACAAGAUUUUGUUCAGGCCAGUCUAAGAGAGCCUUUAAGGAAAGCUAUCAAGAAUAAAAAGGAUCUAAUAAGAAGUAUUAUAAUGUCAGUUAGGGAGACAUGUGCUGAUUGGUCUAGAGGUUUUGACCCACUGCAGGAUCCGGCCUUAAAAGGCAAAAAAGAUCCUGAAUCUGGUUUUAAUUUGAAAGUUCCUAGAAGGAAUGUCGGUCCAUCUUCUACUCAGUUAUACAUGGUAAGAACCAUGCUUGAAUGUCUAAUAUCAGAAAAAUCGGGAGGUAAAAAGACACUGCGGAAAGAUAUAGAUGGUUCUUACUUGGUACAAAUUGAUCAGUUUCAUAAGACGUCUUUUAAUUGGAAUUAUUUAUUAAGCUUUAGUGAAUACCUUCAGAAGUGUUGCGACUUGUCACAAUUGUGGUAUCGCGAGUUUUAUCUAGAGAUGACUAUGGGAAGAAGAAUAAAUAAAUGCACCGUAAGGCAUCAUCACAAUGAAGAAUGUAAUGACCUUAUUACGAUGGAAAAGAGAAUUCAGUUUCCAAUCGACAUGUCCAUGCCGUGGAUUUUAACGGAUCAUAUUUUAAAAACUAAAGAACCUUCAAUGAUGGAAUACGUGUUGUAUCCUUUGGAUCUGUAUAACGACAGCGCCCUUUAUGCGUUAACAAUAUUUAGGAAACAAUUUUUGUAUGAUGAAGUGGAAGCCGAGGUGAAUCUCUGCUUCGAUCAGUUCGUUUAUAAGCUCAGUGAGCAAAUCUUUGCUUAUUACAAGCAACUCGCUGCCAGUAUAUUUUUAGACAAACGCUUUAGAGUCGAAUGCUCCGCAAUUGGGGCAUACUUGUUGCCUUAUCCUAGGGCAAACAGAUACGAAACUUUAUUGAAACAAAGGCACGUGCAAUUAUUGGGCCGUUCUAUCGAUUUAAAUAAACUUAUUACACAACGAAUUAAUGCGGACAUGCAAAAAUCUUUAGAUCUCGCGAUUAGUAAAUUUGAAGCUGGCGAUAUAACGGGUGUUGUGGAACUUGACGGUCUGCUGCAAGUAAACCGAUUGUGUCACAAAUUACUGAGCAAGUGGCUUGCAUUAGAUGAUUUUGACUCCAUGUACAGAGAAGCAAAUCACAAUGUUCUCGCGCCUUAUGGUAGAAUUACGUUACACGUUUUUUGGGAAUUGAACUAUGACUUCCUGCCUAAUUACGUUUAUAACGCUGCCACUAAUAGAUUUACAAAAUAUAGAGGAAUCGCUUUCACCCAAGUCGUUUCUAGGGACAGACCACCUCAGAUGUCACAUCAUUAUCUUUGGGGUACUAAACAAUUGAAUUUAGCGUACACCACCCAAUAUAGUCAAUAUUCCGGUUUCGUUGGGCCUCAACACUUUCAUACAAUGUGCAAACUGCUAGGCUACCAAGGCAUUGCAGUUGUUAUGGAAGAAUUACUGAAAAUCGUCAAGAGUCUUAUCCAGGGAAGUUUGUUGCAAUUCACGAAAACUUUAAUGGAAGCCAUGCCAAAAAUUUGCAAGCUACCUAGAUAUGACUACGGUUCUCCAGGUGUAUUAGGUUACUAUCACGCCCAGUUAAAUGAUAUUGUUCAGUAUCCCGACGCGAGAACGGAACUGUUCCACAAUUUCCGCGAAUUCGGCAACAUCAUUCUAUUUUGUUUGUUAAUGGAGCAAGCGUUGUCACAAGAGGAAGUGUGCGAUCUGUUACAAGCGGCUCCAUUCCAAAAUAUCCUGCCUAGGCCUUUUUGUAAAGAAGGUGAGAAACUUGAAACGAAACAAAAAAGACUGGAAGCGAAGUAUGCCGCAUUGCAAAUAGUACCUAAUAUUGAAAAACUCGGUACCGCGAAACAAGCGAUGAUUUCGCGCGAAGGCGAUCUUUUAACGAGAGAACGCUUGUGUUGCGGUCUGUCGAUUUUCGAAGUGGUUCUAAACAGACUACGCAGUUUCUUGGACGAUCCAGUAUGGGUGGGACCUCCACCCACCAAUGGCGUGAUGAAUGUGGAUGAGUGUACUGAAUUUCAUCGAUUGUGGUCAGCGUUACAGUUCGUGUACUGUAUCCCAGUUAGUGAAAACGAAUAUACAGUCGAGGAAAUGUUCGGUGAAGGACUUCAUUGGGCGGGUUGUACUAUGAUCGUUUUGCUAGGCCAACAACGUCGAUUUGAAGCUCUCGACUUUUGUUAUCACAUUUUAAGAGUGCAAAGAGUGGAUAUGAAAGAUGAACUGGUUAAGAGAAUUAAUUUGAAGAGGAUGUGUGACAGAAUUCGUCGGUUUCAAGUCCUGAACUCCCAAAUUUUUGCCGUUUUAAAUAAAUUUUUAAAGUCCGGUGAAAAUGACGAACUAUCCGUGGAACAUGUGAGAUGUUUUCCACCACCGAUCCAUGCUUCAUUGAACCCCCAACCCCAACACUAUCAUGCUCCAGAACAUUUGAGACAGUGUUAAAGGACCGUGUCUCCUGUUACCCAUGCUUUUUUAUUUCUAUAAAAAAAAUAGACUUAUAAUUUAUUUAUAUUAAGUUCUAACAUAACACAUUUUUAUAAUGAUAAUUGUCUUUUAAACUUUUAUAGUCUUUUAUAAUGCAUUAGGCGCUAAGUUAUAAUUUAUAAAGUGUAUUUCACGAGUAUGUGUGUAUAUAUAUAUAUGAUUCUUAUCAAGUACC